Molecule: messenger RNA, 3561 nt
Organism: Mugil cephalus (flathead mullet)
Lineage: Eukaryota; Metazoa; Chordata; Actinopteri; Mugiliformes; Mugilidae
Gene: scd
Product: stearoyl-CoA desaturase (delta-9-desaturase)
Exons: 6
Coding region: 229-1236 (335 amino acids)
Biological process (GO): response to fatty acid; unsaturated fatty acid biosynthetic process
Cellular component (GO): endoplasmic reticulum membrane
Molecular function (GO): stearoyl-CoA 9-desaturase activity; iron ion binding; palmitoyl-CoA 9-desaturase activity
Source: RefSeq, a predicted model, not a curated record
CAGAGCGCGAGCGUUAGGCGGCAUCCGGACUCUGAUUGGCUGAGCCCCAGCUCCCAUUGAUGCGUCCGCUGCGGAGCUUGGAGCUGACUAUCGCUCCUAUUUUCUGGGUUACUGUAGUUUUUAACAGCGCAGCAGCAGCAGCGGCAGCAGCAGCGGCCCCGUGUGCACUAAAACAUCCCGAAUCUACCCGUCAAGCUCGUCUUUGAGCAUCACCGAGCCGCAGCCAGGAUGACGGAGGCGGACGCGUUGGAGAAGAAGCAGCAGCAGCACAAGUCCAGCAACGGGGAUGUUCAUCCAGAGGCCAAGACAGAAGACGCGUUUGAUCCCACGUACAAAGAGAAGGAGGGCCCCAAGCCCAGCAGAGUCGUCGUAUGGAGAAACGUUAUCCUCAUGACCCUGUUGCAUAUAGCAGCCGCGUACGGCGUUUUCCUGAUCCCUUCAGCAUCUCCUCUGACCUUGCUUUGGUCUGCACUUUGUUUUUUGAUAAGUGCUUUAGGAAUUACUGCAGGAGCUCAUCGCCUGUGGAGUCACAGAUCCUACAAGGCCACAUUACCUCUAAAGAUCUUCCUCGCCGUAGCUCAGUCCAUGGCAUUUCAGAACGAUAUCUUCGAAUGGGCUCGAGACCACAGGGUUCACCACAAAUACUCGGAGACGGACGCCGACCCUCACAACGCCAAGCGGGGCUUCUUCUUCGCCCACAUCGGCUGGCUGCUGGUGCGCAAGCACCCCGACGUCAUCGACAAAGGAAACAAGCUGGAGCUCAGCGAUCUGCUGGCCGACAAAGUUGUAGUGUUUCAAAGGAAGUAUUACAAGCUCUCCGUGGUGCUCAUGUGCUUCUUCAUCCCCAUGUUCGUGCCUUGGUACCUGUGGGGGGAGUCCCUGUGGGUGGCGUACUUCGUCCCGGCCUUGCUGAGGUACACCCUGGUGCUGAACGCCACUUGGCUGGUCAACAGCGCCGCUCACAUGUGGGGAAACAGGCCCUACGACAAGAACAUCAACCCCAGGGAGAACAAGUUCGUCACCUUCAGCGCCAUAGGUGAGGGAUUUCACAACUACCACCACACGUUCCCCUACGACUACGCGACCAGCGAGUUUGGCUGCAAGUUGAACCUCACCACUUGCUUCAUCGACUGCAUGUGCUUCUUGGGGCUGGCCAAGGACCGCAAGACAGUGUCCCGCCAACUGGUCAUGGCCCGAAUACAACGCACUGGAGACGGCAGCUACCACAGUGGCUAGGCCCGCCGAACUGUUUGUCAGCUUUAAGGCAGAAGAAGAAGAAGAAGAAGCUUCACAGUCCUUUGACAGCUCUACAUUUCUCAUCCUCUGAGGAUUCAAGUCAGCUUCACGAGGGCCUCGACCACAUUUUGCUUGUUUUUGUGGUUUCUGUAGCUGUAAACAAAACAAAUUGUUCAAGAUAGUAAAAAAAAUAAUCAAAAACAAAAAAAACAAACCAACAUGUUUUUCCAAGCUCUUCCCUUUUGAUUUGAAUCAUUCAGUCAGGCCAAGGGCUUGGAAAGACGUUUCCGAUUUGAAGUAGAUGCAUUUUUAAAGGUUCAACUUCAUCCUCCUCAUCCGCCGUUUUGACACUUUGGUGUGCGUUCUUCAUGCAAAGGUCAAGUCAUGUAGCCGAUCAUUUUUAUGUAAGUAUUACUCAAUUAUUAAUCAGAAACGCCUGGAAAGGGGACUGAAACACAGAGCGACAAUGUUGCAACUGACGAGAAAACUGAAUGCCUUCAUUGCAGUUCGUGGCAAGUUUUUAACGGUUAUGUAAAUGAGGUUUGCUUAAGUUUUGAGAAACAAAAAAAAAAAACGGAUGAGAGUUAGAUUUUUUUUUUAUUAUUUUUAUUUUUUUAAAUGUGUGCGUUAAAAGAAAGGAAUCGUGCGGGCUUUAAUGAAAUGUUGCACAUGACGAAACAAAGAAGGAACCCAGACCUUCUUCUUAUAAAAUCCGACCGUACUGACUGGGUUGCAUCUGCAGGUGGCCAUGGCAUUUAUGUAGAGAAGAACAUAGAUAAGGAUUAAUGUGUACAAUAUCUAGCCUGUGUAAUAAUAAUUGGAUGGUGUUUUCUCUUAUUAUUAUUACUAUUAUUAUAAAAGAUAUAUUUAGAUUAAAACUGCCAUUUAAUGUUAAUGACAAAUGCCAAUUUACCUAAGAGACAUGCAACAUUUAACUGAGUUUGUUGUGUUUUUAAUCAGUGCCAAAAGCCUGCCAGUUGUCAACAUAUUUACAACCACCUCUAUGGUCCUUUAGAGCACACUAAAUUGACAUUGCUGUCUAACAUUAAGUGAUUGUGGAGUUUUUUUUUUUUUGUUUUUUUGUUUUUUUAAUUUCUUUUAAAUGUUGUGGCAUAUUUUUCCUGGGAUCUCAUUGGUCGGCAGCCGGUCAUGUGACAGUUCUGGCGUUACAAAAACAACAUGCCACCCAUGCAUGGCGAUACGUAGGUGUUGUAGUGAGCUGUUGUGCCAGUGGCUGUAAUGGCAGUCUGUUUUUUUUUUUUGGUUUGUUUUUUUUAGUUUUUUUGUUGUUUUUGUUGUAUUUUUUCUUUUUUUUUUUUGUACUGUGGAGCUUCAUCGCUUUUGGAUCAUCAGAACUGUUGCCGUGGUGAUUUCUAGACGGGGUCUGAUUUCCCUUUGCUGUCCUACAAAGAUUGAUUGUUAUUACCAAAAAAAAAAAAAAAAAAAAAAAAAGAAGAAAAAUUAGGUGCAUCAAUGUUCAUGUUUAUCAUCAAUUCAAGUGUGUGGAAUGCUUAUAUUAUUUAUGUAUUUAUUUCGUUUUUUUAAAAAAAUAUAUAUUAUUUUCAUUGGCUUAUAAAAAAAAUCUAACCUGAUAUUUCUGCAUUCCAAGAUUUGCCAGACGUAAAAAAAAAAAAAAUUAUAUAUAUAUAUAUGCAUAUAUAUGUGAAAAUGUGUCAAAUUGGAGCACCCGUUUAUUUCUUCCCGAGAGUCAGGAUACAACCUAAUGCCUUAUGACUUGCAUCCAUUCCUUCACAUCCUGCCAGUGAAGACAAAACGGUUCCAAGUAUCACAAUAUAAAAUCGGAGUUCCACGUUUACAGGGCGAUUGCAACCAAGUGGGAUAUUAUUUUUAUUCUGGAAACACACGUUUCAUUUCGGCAGACGGUAGCAUGGGAGCAAACCGCGAACGUGGGUUCACUUUAAAACGAAUCCGACGCGAACUUCACACAGACGUGUGUAAAGAUUUUCAAUCGUGGUUCCCGCUAGUCUCAACUCGAGAACUCAAAACUCAAUCUAGUGUGCCGUCAUGAGGAAUGUUAGAGCAUCAUCAGAGCACUUAACAAAUCCGACAGUAUCACGAGCCAUGUAAACCACUCCCGCUGUCAGCAGCGCCAAAAAAAAAAGAAAAAAAUAAUCAGCCUUUUUCCUAACGGCGAGGAGGAUCGUAAGGUUUUCAGAGUGAACAUGUCAUCUCAACUGUAUUCUAUUCUGAAAUAAAAUUCACAAUAUUUUCAAUACACUCGUAAUUCUGUUAACAAUUGUGCUUUUUUUCGUGGUUUAAUACUCUUGUCUUUGCCUUAUACGGUUAUAAAAAAUCUGCACUGCA